Leptonychotes weddellii (Weddell seal) is the source of this 6574-nucleotide messenger RNA. NCBI's taxonomy places the organism in Eukaryota, Metazoa, Chordata, Mammalia, Carnivora, Phocidae. The record is from RefSeq and is a predicted model, not a curated record.
AGAGUUGCUGCUGAAAGGAGGUGGCGAAGGAGGAGCCGGAGCAGCUGCUGCCAGCCCGCGGGCACCGGAGUUCUGCCCGCUGCCGCACGAGUAGCCACGGGCGCGAUCGGGUCCAGACGUCUCCUCCUCCAUGAUCACUUUGGGAGCGGGGGGAAGACUUUGCCCGGCCGUGAGAGCUGGUCUGCGUUUCCCUGGCGCGGCGGCGGCGGAGCAGCGGCAGCAGCCGGGUCCGAAUCGGAGCGGCCACAGCCUGGGGCGUGUGCGCCCCGCGCGGAGCGGGCUCGGGUUCCCCACGGAAUGUCCCCGGGGCGCCCCGCGCGCUGACCCCCCAGCCGCCUCCGCCUUCGGCGCCUGCUGCCCGUCUCGGGCGGGUUCGGUGUUCGGGACUGCAAGCUUCCCGGCUCCUGGGCAGUGGGGAAGCCCCCGGGGGCGGGUGACCUCAGCUGGCCACGACCCAGCCCUCCCCCGUGCGUAUCUCGCUUAAGAUGGCAGCGGAGUCAGGGGAACUAAUCGGGGCUUGCGAGUUCAUGAAAGAUCGGUUAUAUUUUGCUACUUUAAGGAAUAGACCAAAAAGCACAGUAAAUACCCACUAUUUCUCCAUCGAUGAGGAGCUGGUCUAUGAAAAUUUUUAUGCAGAUUUUGGACCUCUGAACUUGGCAAUGGUGUACAGAUACUGCUGUAAACUAAACAAGAAACUGAAAUCAUACAGUUUAUCAAGAAAGAAAAUAGUGCACUACACCUGUUUUGAUCAACGGAAAAGAGCAAAUGCGGCAUUUUUGAUAGGUGCUUAUGCUGUAAUCUAUUUAAAGAAGACACCGGAAGAAGCCUACAGAGCACUCCUAUCUGGCUCAAACCCCCCCUAUCUUCCGUUCAGGGAUGCUUCCUUUGGAAAUUGCACUUACAAUCUCACCAUCCUCGACUGUUUGCAGGGAAUCAGAAAGGGAUUACAACAUGGAUUUUUUGACUUUGAGACAUUUGAUGUGGAUGAAUAUGAACAUUAUGAGCGAGUUGAAAAUGGUGACUUCAACUGGAUUGUUCCAGGAAAAUUUUUAGCAUUUAGUGGACCACAUCCAAAAAGCAAAAUUGAAAAUGGCUAUCCUCUUCACGCCCCUGAAGCCUACUUUCCUUAUUUCAAAAAGCACAACGUGACGACAGUCGUGAGGCUGAACAAAAAGAUUUACGAGGCGAAGCGCUUCACAGACGCGGGCUUCGAGCACUACGACCUGUUCUUCAUCGACGGCAGCACGCCCAGCGACAACAUCGUGCGGAGGUUCCUGAACAUCUGCGAGAACACGGACGGGGCGAUCGCGGUUCACUGCAAAGCUGGUCUUGGAAGAACAGGGACGCUGAUAGCCUGUUAUGUCAUGAAACACUACAGGUUUACACACGCUGAAAUAAUUGCUUGGAUCAGAAUAUGCCGGCCAGGCUCCAUUAUAGGACCCCAGCAGCACUUCCUGGAAGAAAAACAGGCAUCGUUAUGGGUCCAAGGAGACAUUUUCCGAUCCAAGCUGAAAAAUAGACCAUCCAGUGAAGGAAGUAUUAAUAAAAUUCUUUCUAGCUUGGAUGAUAUGUCUAUUGGUGGAAACUUAUCUAAAAUACAAAACGUGGAAAGAUUUGGAGAGAAUAAUUUAGAAGAGGAUGAAGAUGUGGAAAUGAAAAAUAGUAUAACCCAGGGAGACAAACUACGUGCCUUAAAAAGUCAGAGACAGCCACGCUCCUCACCAUCCUGUGCAUUUAGGUUGGAUGAUAUGAAAGGGCACCCAAGAGCAGUAUCCCAGCCUUUCAGAUUGACUUCGUCCCCACAAGGAUCUGCAACUACUUUGAAGACCUCGAAAGUGGCUUUGUCCACUUCAGUGACGGCCAAGAGGAUAAACAGGGGUUCUUUGUCCUCAGGUGCCAGUGUACGAAGCUUUUCCAUAAACUCCCGGCUAGCCAGUUCUCUAGGCAACUUGAACGCUGCGACACAGGAGCCAGAGAACAAAAAGGCCUCCUCGUCCUCUAAGGCGGGUUUCAUAGCCAGCCCGCUCACCAGCCUCUUGAACGGCAGCUCCCAGCCGCCUGCCAGAAAUUACCCUGAGCUCAACAACAACCAGUACAGCCGAAGCAACAGCAGUGGUGGGAGCACCCUGCACAGCCAGCCGAGCCCCCACAGCGUCAAGACCGAGGAGCACCCCACCCUCCUCCGGCCCUCCUACACCGGCCUCUCUUCUUCCUCAGCGAGAUUCCUGAGCCGUUCAAUCCCCAAAUGUGGCUUUACUAAAAUAAGAGACAAUACAUGUUAACCGAGCUUGCAUCGAUACAAUUUUGGUGUUCAAAUGAACCGGAAACACAAAUGGUUGGCUGAGUCAAGGAGAGUGUCAACAACAAUCUGUCAUCUAACAAUUGAGCUUUUUGUGAUUGUUGAAAAGCACAGAUUAAGUUCACUCAGAAAAAAAGAAUCUAUUAAAAGUUAGGUAGGAAGGUGGAAGAAUAUUUUAUAUAGCAUUUUAAUUAACUGAAAUUGGCUUGUUAAAUCUUGGGGUCCCUGUAAUGCUUUGAGAACACUAUAGAAAAAUGUUUACACCUCCUUCAAAGCUGAUUUUAUCAAAAAACCUUAGCCUUUUUGUGUUAAUAUGAUGCCAAUAAAACCUUCUCCAGCUGUGUUUCUCUACUAGUGUUACUGGAGAAGUAUAACUAUGUUAGCAAAGGCAAAAACUUUCAGUAUUCUGAAACCACAUUUGUGGAAAUGGGAAUCAAUGCACACAUUCUGUGUGCUGGUAACUUACAAGCAAUACAAAAACUGGAAACUCUUUAUCGCAAAGUCCUAAAAGACUCCAGAGUAUAGAGCCAAUUAUAGAUAAACUUAUUAUUCCUCAGUGUUUAUUUUUUCCCCAUUUGUUCAUUAAAAUUCAAUACUGGAGUUAUAUAUAAAAUAGGAUACCAUAUUACCAAACGUAUUUUUUUCUUUUAAUUAUCUAUGCCAUGAAAACAAACCACUUUUUAAGGUGCUUUUUGCCUCUGUAGUUAGAACUCAAACCAAGGGUAGCUAAGUAGACUGCUUUUUCUUCCUUAAGGGCUUUGGCAAGAUGGGGAAAUGCAGGAGACAAAAAGUCAGUGUGGCAAAAGCACAUGGUGAUUGUGAGUCAGGAUUUUGACUGAGUAGGAAACUAACAUUCCAGGUCAUAAGGCCUUUGGUCUAAGUUAUUUGAACAUUAAGACGUCAUUUCAUUCAUUUGCUGGCAAAGACCUAAAUUUUUCAUUAUUCUUUACAGCUUGCUGUUUUUGAUAGUCAAUGUAUAAUUAUAUUUAUUAACCAUCUUAACAGUAUUUAUAUCUAUAAUUAUUAGACAUUUUUCUACCAUGAUUAGGUAACUGGGCUGUUUAAAAAAGAAACACCUCCAGAAUAGCUAAAUUUUUAAAGUCACUACCUACAUCUGCCAAAACAGAUUAGUAGCAAAUUUCCAGAACAGAACAAAUUGUCUUGAUCUCCUUACCUAACACUUUGUUUUAUGUCAAAUCUAACUGCUUUCAGGGAACAAGACUUCUUGAUGGAAGCUUAUAUUUUGACAUAAAAAUUUUGGGGGCUGCAAGUGUAAAGUAAUUUUAUCCUUAUUUUGCAGGCUGAAUAUUGCUGUAUUAUUAGUUUUAUGGUAUUCACACUAUAAAAACACCAUAUAUUCAUGAUAAACUUGGUUUGGUCUUAGCUCACUAUAACCCUGUUGAACUUACUGGCUCAGGAACUUGAAUAUUCUGUUUGAGAAAUUAUAUAUAUAUAAAUAAGCACUACCUUGUAAAAUAAUAUUUACACCUCAGGUGCCACUUCCUUCGUAACCGUAUCCAUUGUAAUUCUUGAAUUUUUGUAAAAAUUUCAGAUGCAUUAGGUAUUAAUUCUUAUGGUAGUGAUAAACAUUGGCCAAGCAGAAUUAAAACUUUAAUCAGAGUACUUAAGCGUGGGUAUUCUUAUAAGGAAAAAUUUUUUUUAGCAUAUUCCUGAAAAUUACUUUGAUUCAGUCCUAAAAGAAUUUUUCAUUUUAAAAUGUCUGUGUCUCCUUUAUAGUAUAAUAAAUAUUGCUUUCUCUUUUUGUAAUUUAAUAUUUCUUUUCUCACUCAGGAUCAUACCCUGCUUCCAGUUAUUAUUUGUCUGUGUUAGAGUGAUAGACAAUGUCUAGUUGACUAUGCAGUGAUCACAGGACAAAAGCUAGAAGCGUCUUGCGGCCUUAUACGAUGGUAGCUAAGGGUUUGGGCUUUAAGCCAGACUGCUGAGCUCCACGACCUUCUCGUUGUGUGACCUUGGGCAAAGUACUUCACCGCUCCAUGCCUCAAUCUCCUCAUCUGUAAAAUGAGUUGCCUGGAGCAUUUAAUGAGUUAAUACAUAUAAAAUGUUUAGAACUGUGCCUGGUAUAUAGAAGUGCUCAAUAAGUAUCUAUCACGGAAUAAUUGACCUCUCCAGUCAUAUAUCUAAUUUAUUAAGAAUUCCGGAUCGUGGUACUUUAAUCUGUUUUCUGAAUAACAAAAUCAAUAGCAAGAAUGAUAUUGUUUAUGGAGUACAAAUACAUUUGCAUCUUUGCUAUUAAAAUUUGGCAAUGCUAAUAAUGGUUAUUAUGUUUUCUGGGAUAUUUAUUAGUAACUUUAGGAUACAGGUAACAGAUGAGCCAGAGGCCCUUGGUACAGCCCCAUCAUGGAAGCAUAUGGAAUCUAAAUGUCACUUUCAUCCCACCUGAUUGCUUCCCCAGUGAAAAGGCCUUGAAAUAUUAGUUAUGGUUUUUUUUGACUAAAUAUGUCUCCUAGUCUUUAACAAUUCUCUUUCUUCCCGAACUCCACUUCCAUUAAGAUUUUUGUUUUAGAUUGAAAAUGAAAGGGAGUUAAUUUGUUACCAAAUGCUGAUGUCAGAAUAAUUUGUUAAGCCCUUUUUACCGAUCUAUUAUUUCCUUUAACGUUCUUUAUACUACAUAAAGAAAUCAUGGAAGAACUUUGGUAUCUUAUUUUAUCCCCCAGUGCCAAUGUAUACUAUUGCUGUUUAAUAAUUAUUUGUUGAAUUAAUUAACCAGCAUGACAGAAGGUCCAUUCUUCAGCCAAAUCAUCUCUUUAUUUGUUUACGGAGGACCCUGGGUGGGUGGCAAAGGAAGGCAGUAGGAUUGUGCUAAACUCUAUCUGUAGGUUGGAUUAAACAGCAGCUAGAGUUUACGACCUCUGCUGUGUGUAAGGAAAGUCUUCUGCCAGAAGGCAAAUAUGAAUAUAUACUUCAUAUGAAUGAUAGACAUCCCUAAAAUUAUUCUAGACUAAUGUUUUCCAUUAGUUUUCCAGGGGCAUCGUGAUUCCAUAAAAUAAAUAAAGAUAAGUACCUACACAUAUUUACCCCCUAUAUAUUGAUGCAUAUUAAAAAUACUUUACCUGGAAGAAAGUUUAGCAAAGGCCACUUGCCUGGUGUCUGUUCAUUUGCUCUAUCUCCGUCUAUUGAGAAUUAUUGGAACUUUAGGAGUGCUUGCAAAAACAACUCUGUUCUAAAUUAACAGCAAUCUGAGGAGCUACAUAAUUUCUGUUAGUGGAAACACGAAUGACUUUUCUAAUUGGAACAAAAGCAGUAUUUAACUAUUCCUAUGAAAGCAUUGGCCAGCAUAUAGCAUGCAUGCUUCGCAGUCUUGCCGCUGGGGGGAUCUUCUGGCCCUGCCCUCCCUGCCUACUUGCUAGACUUCAGAAGAAACUGGGGAAAAGCAGCUAGAAGAGUCAUAGUCCAUUUUGAAGCUCUCAUUGUUAGGAUGGCAACUGAUGGGCCUACACGUUAAAUGUACGUGGACUUCAAGGCAUUAGACCAGUUUCACUGGACUUUCUCAAUCUUACCUCUUAGGCUCUCCGUGAGUUCAGGUACACUUAUAUGAUAGUGCCCUACUUCUUGAUCGUCUCCCCUGUUCUGAAGGCUUAGCAUAAACCACAUUCUGUGGUGAGAAAGUCAACUUGACAACCUUUUUCAUUCUUCCUAACAUUUCCAUUCUCCCUCUUCACAUUUCACCUCUUCUUGGAAACUUGCAGGCUCAGGAACCACUCUUCUCCCUGAGCCUUCCCUUCCCACUCUUUGCCUCAUGCUUUGCUUGUGUACAGUGUUACUCUCACCCUAUGCACAUUAUUGAACGUGGACACCUUUGCCUUUUCACUUUAUGUUUGUGUGACAGUGUGGGCUUUUGCCGUUUGAGGGCAGGCUGGUAACUUUUGGACUCACAGCAUUGAUAGAUACUUAGUAAAUGGCUGUCCAUAGGGUAUAAAAUUCACAGGGAUUGUGAAGCAAUGAGAAUGAACAAAGAGAGUUUGAAUCCUUUUGUAGAUGAUUUGCCCAACAGAAAGAUUCUUUUUACUGAUAUGCCUACCCUCAACAAAAUGGACUAGUCUCAGAAUUAAGAAGACCUAUGAAUACCAUGCUGCAGAUCAGUUUGAAAAAGAAUUAUUGGGGGAGGAGAAAAGGACAUUUGGUAGCAAAUCAAGUAAACUUUGUUGUUUAAGGUGUUAGAUUAGAAGAAUUGUGCAAAAGAAUUUGUUAAUGUUCAGACUGAUUUGUGUUCCUUCUUUUUAGUUGUUUUUUUUUAAAGAUUUUAUUUAUUUAUUU